UCAUAAUGUCAUUUCGCUUCGCGGGAUGCGGGAGUUACGCGAGUCUGAAUACUGAAAAUUUUUCAAUUUAUAAUUAAAAUACGUUUCUUGUAUGUUAAUUUGUAAAGCAACAAUUUAUUAUUACUCUCCUUUCAAACGCUCAUAUAUAAAAAAAUUAGAAUGAUCAAUAAAAAAGCUAUUGAGGCAAUUCUAUAGAUUUUAUUAAAGAACACGAAUAUAUUUUAUUUUUGUGAUUAAUCUAAGAAAUUCGCAACAAUGAGCGGAUUCGUUAACUUCACUGAUAUAUUGAAACCUAGGAAUACAAAAUUCGGAAUAGUGAAAUUUAUGACGAAAAAAUGGGAUCCAAUGAAAACAUUAACCCUCGAUAAGUAUUACGGUCCUCAAGAUUUAAAAAAGGUGGUUGCAGAUUCAGUUUACAUAGAUUCUUUUUUGGAGGCGGAAAGCUUACGAACUGGUGUUAGUAAAGAACAAUUAAAAAAGAAGGUGUUGGAAUAUCUAGAUGAGAUUGCAUUGGAUGAGCAAACCCAUGUCAUGAGGUGGAUGGGCAUUGUGUUCCUCAAGAUAUGCUUCAUGAUGAAGAUAGGUGUGUUUGUAAAUGAAGCUGCAGUUUUGAAGUUAAAAUCGACACUGGGAAAGAAUCCAGUGCUAUUUCUACCGACACAUAGAAGCUACGCUGAUUUCUGCCUCACAACAUAUCUCUGCUACCACUAUGAUAUAACACUACCAGCUGUUGCCGCAGGAAUGGAUUUCUAUUCUAUGGCUGUGGUCGGUCAAAGUAUGAGAGAGACUGGAGCUUUUUACAUUCGUCGCACUUUGGUCGGGUCACCUCUGUACGCGGCGACGCUGCGGCAUUACGUGCGAACUGUGGUCGCCAAGUAUGGCGCGCCCGUCGAGUUCUUUCUAGAAGGCACUAGAAGUAGGAGCAAUAAGAGUCUACCUCCGAAGUAUGGCAUGCUGUCAAUGACUCUGGUGCCGUACUUCGCGCGCGAAGUGAGUGACGUCACAGUGGUGCCUGUAAACAUUAGCUAUGACCGUGUGAUGGAACAGACUCUAUUCGCGUACGAACACUUGGGGGUGCCCAAACCUAAAGAGACAACUGGGGGCCUCCUGAAAUCUCUCCACAGGCUAAACGACCAUUUUGGGAACAUAUACAUCAACUUGGGCGAUCCGAUAUCCAUCAAGGAGUACCUCGACCGGUCGGCUGAUCAGUUGGUUGACAAGUCGAUACACUCCGCUGAGAGUCUGAAGCCUUUGGACUUGCAACAGUUGACUGUGGAUCAGAUGGACAAAGUUCAAGAUAUAGCCGAUUAUGUGGUGACUUUGCAACAGGAGAGCACUGUUGUCACUAUUACCAAUCUCUUGGCAAUAGUUCUUAUGCAGAGCCUGAUUGUGGAUGAGGCUUUGUCGCUCGAACAGGUCGUGGAUAAAAUAGAUUGGUUGAUAGAUGUAUUACGAAAGCUCGGCGCCUCGGUAUUUGAAAACGAUUUGAAGGCGAGCGUGGAGAGAAUACUCGUGGUGCACAAGCAAAUGGUAACUUUAGACGGAGACAAGUUAAUGCUGGUACCCGCCCUACCGAUGGUCGUCAGUCCCGAUGUGCAGAAGAAAAUGAAAGGUCACAUCUUGAAAGCCGAGACGAUGGUGAACGCAAUCCCCAUCAUACAACUGCAGCUGUAUGUCAACCCGGUGCUGCAUUACCUGAUCCCGCCCGCUCUCAUAUAUGCUGUUGUGUGUAGCGGAGACACUACCAGAGAACAACUGUUCGCGAGCUACUGUAAACUGAGGAAAAUGUUGAGACACGAGUUCUUCCAUUUAGAAAAGACUGAGGAAAUGAAAUUCACCCAAGCGCUACAAUAUUGUAUGGACAACAAUGUGAUAAGAGACUCGAUACAAAACCCGGGAACGCUGACAUCAGGACCAGAUCGCGAGCUGCAGUUGUUGCUGCGAUGGAGUGUCUUACCCGCUCUCACUACGCUCGCCACAUGUGUCGAUGUCAUGAUGCAGUGUAGAAUAAGUGACCACGCGCAGUUACUGAAGUUGGUUCAGGAGAGAGCGGAGAGUGGGCGCUGCCAUCCCUACUGCCUCAGCCUCGAGGCCGCGGCCAACUGUGUGCAAGGCCUAACCCUGUACGGGGCACUACUGAGACAUAAAGAGAACGAAAUCUCUUACGAAGUCGUGCCGGACAAAAUCCAAGAGUGUCACAGCUUAAUAACAUCAGUAUUACCAAAAAUAAAUGUCGACUUCAGUAGUUCUAACACUGUUAUUAGUACCAAUUCUAUAAAAUCGAAAUUGUAAACUUCAAAAUAAACUCCAAUUUACAUUAGCAUUUAUUUAUAUGAAGACAGUUUUGUUUAGUGAUGUUCUAAUUAGUUUCCGAUUCAAUUUGAUAGAUUACGAAACAGUUCUCAUCUGCUUUUUGCAUCAAUUACAUAGUAGAAAAUAAAUAAAACGAAAAAAAAACUUGAAAAUGUAAUUGCUAUACUAUCUUGAAGACACAGUCAUAGCCCUGUUUUUUAAAUAUUUUUUUUUACUUAAUUUUUAAAUAAUUGUGUCUUGCAAUAUCUUUGCUAUAAACCAUUUUAUUUAAUAAUCGUAUUUUGUUUUAUUAAUGCCAUAACGACACCAAAUGAAACAAUAUAGUAAAAAAUAAAGAAUAUAGUAUGUUUUUUUGCAAAUAACACAUAAUGUUGACGCACGUGUUCAGUACAGUUUCUAUGUGUUCUAGGUAACAGUUUUAUGUAUUUUUCAUGUGUUACGAUGUAAGUAGUUUUUAUAUAGAUCAUAAUGUUUUGUUGAUUUUGACUUGUUGAUUUUGCACUGUUGUUUUGUUUAUUAUUUUAUUAAUCAGUAUGAGCUAGUUAUGUUAUUAAUAAUUAUAAUUAACAGUUGGUGAAUUUUUCAAUUAAGCUAAUUUAUUAUAUAUCCUUGUAUAUUUUUUUGGCACCCUGACAAGUUCAGCCUUUGGAGAAAUUGUCAGGUAAAAUGAGUUACCAAUUUAUGCAUAUUUAAUUUUUUUUAUUAUCGUAAUUUUCAUAAAACUAGAAGUGAAUUUAUAAUAAUUUAGGUAAUAUUGUAACUAAACAUACAAACAUUAAAGAUAAGUUUUUAUAAAAAUAAAUGUAUUGUGUUGAACUUGUCCGCCAGCAUUAUAAAAGCUUAUCUUUAGUAGAAUUCAUUGAGAUUUAGUCGAAUUAAUGAGGUGUUCGUAUUUUGUUAAUAUACUAAGUAUUAUUUACUCGUGACUUAGUUACCUCCAGCAUUCCUUUCAGUAGGAAAGUUUUAGAAAUUGGUGUCGGCCUUAAAUCUAAAAUUAAUUGUUAGCUUGUUCAUAGCUGCAUCUAAAUAAUGGUCGAUUGUAUGAACCCGUUACCUAUUAGUAUACUCUGGGAUUUAGUCGACCACCAUAUAAUUGUCUCCAUAAAGGUAAGGUAAUUGUCUUCAUAAUCUUAUGAAGAGAAACAUACAAGUUUCCAAAUUCCAAUUCAUUGAGUUGGGACGAAAGAGAUGAGACUGGGACAACUCCGCCGCCUAUGGACGAUAUUUUGACUGUUUCUCUUUACUUGAUCGCAUGUUAGCACUACAGCUCGCGACCGCGGUGGCCAACAGCCUAGUGUGUGCAGUUUGAUACUGUGACGAUCGCGUUAACGUAAACGCGAAUUUCUAAGGAAUUGAACCAGCCCUAUCUAGUGGCACUACUGCACAACUGUUUCAAUUCCAUAUAAAUUCGCGUUUACGUUAACGCGAUAGUAUAACAGUAUGAAAAUAUUAAAAACUCCCACUAGGCACACUGGUAUACUUGUAGCAACGUGCCCAUGCCGACGCAUUCACGGAUCUAGUACAUUACACAUCUGGUCAUCUGAUUACAAUAUCUGGAGAUCGAUUCUUGUUCUUUAUACUCGUCGAUGUAAUAUUGGCCUUUAACAAGUUAUAAUACAAUUUGAACUUUACUUUUAUGGGAUGCCAAAAGUAAAAUGUCAAUAACAACGACGUUGCCAUGGAAACGAGCGGUGGCCCAUCGCUGUAACUAUACAGAAUGCAGAGGCUGAUCGCUACCGCGGACGCGACUGGACGCCGCGGUGUUUGGCUGCAGUCUAAAGUUACAUACAUGGUUCAAUUUCGGUUCAAUAUUGCUUUCAAAUGCCAUUGCUUCAAAGGAGAUCAUUCAUUUUGGGCCCUUUUUGAAAGUGCCGGCCAACGAAAAAAAAUGGCACGAAUCAUUAGAACUAAUCAUUUUAAUUAAUAGCUAAUAUGGCAUAAAAGUUGUCAGGUGGCUCUGAACCAAAUUAUACAGGUUCGAUGAUUCGUUAUUUCCAUACAUUUUGUCAACUUUUAAAAGUGCCCGCUAAGAAAAAAAAAUAGAAAUACAAUCUUUGUGCCAUACUAACUAUUGCUCCAAAUGUGCAGUUCUAACGAUACGUAUCAGUUUUCUUUUGAAAAUCAACAAAAUGUAUGGAAAUAACGAAUCGUCAAACCUGUAUAACUUGGUUCAGAGCCCUCCUACAACUUUUAUGCCAUAUUAGCUAUUGCUCCAAAUGGCUAAUUCUAACGAGUCGUGCCAUUUUUUUUGUUGGCCGGCACUUUCAAAAAAGAGCCCAGAAAUGUAUGGAGCGUGAAUGAUCUCCUUUGAUUGAACCAUUUGUAAUAUCGCCAUAUUAUGUCGUCGCACCCUACACUCCCAGGGUUCAAUUAUGCUAUUUGCCUAUAGUUUAUUUAUAAUCGCAAACAAUAUAACAUUGUUAGCUGUGAUAAUUAUUGAAAGUCAUUAUUAUAAAAUAGUUUGCCGGAUUCUGUUAGCAAUAGUUUGGUAUUGUAGAGCUAUUUUACUAUGUAAGAUUAAUAAUUUGAUUAAAUGGUAAAUUAUAAUUAA
Messenger RNA from Bicyclus anynana (squinting bush brown), 4864 nucleotides. It is a transcript of the gene Dhap-at, whose product is annotated as dihydroxyacetone phosphate acyltransferase. The record is from RefSeq and is a predicted model, not a curated record. Bases 256 to 2292 code for a protein of 678 amino acids. The transcript has 12 exons. Gene Ontology annotation, molecular function: glycerone-phosphate O-acyltransferase activity. NCBI's taxonomy places the organism in Eukaryota, Metazoa, Arthropoda, Insecta, Lepidoptera, Nymphalidae. Gene Ontology annotation, biological process: ether lipid biosynthetic process. Gene Ontology annotation, cellular component: peroxisomal membrane; mitochondrial membrane.